Messenger RNA from Emericellopsis atlantica, 1953 nucleotides. RefSeq lists its product as uncharacterized. Lineage: Eukaryota; Fungi; Ascomycota; Sordariomycetes; Hypocreales; Bionectriaceae. The record is from RefSeq and is a predicted model, not a curated record. The transcript has a single exon. The coding region runs from base 222 to 1709 and encodes 495 amino acids.
UGGGCCUCGGUAUGCAUGCAAUCUUGAAGAUCGAUGGAACGAGAUGGUGACAUAGGCACAAGUAGAUCAUGUGGCGUACCAUCGUUCCGUCGAGGGAGAGUCGAGUUGAGCCGACCGACCGGCUCCCGCUGGGCGUAAAUAUGAAGCGUGGUGUGUAGAGGCGGCUCCCAGCUGGACGGACUUCUUGUACAUUGCUUCAUAUUGAUUUAUUCUACAGCACAAUGGCCACCGAAAAGCUCGAUGUCAUCAUCGUCGGUGCAGGCAUCUCAGGGAUCAACACGGCGUACUACCUGCAGGCGCGCGGGCCCGUUAACACGACCUACGCCAUUCUCGAGGGUCGGGGUCGUCUGGGCGGAACCUGGGAUUUGUUCCAAUACCCCGGCAUUCGAUCCGACUCGGACGUCUUCACCUUUGGCUUCUCGUGGAACCCAUGGAAGGGCACGAAGCCUAUCAGGCAGGGGCCCAACAUCUGGGCGUACCUCAACGAGUCGGCGGCCAAGGAAGGGAUUGACAAGAAGAUCCGCUAUCACCAAAAGGUCGUCGCGGCAGACUGGAAUUCGCAGGCUGAGCGCUGGACAUUACGAGUCCGCAAGAUCCACGAGGGGGCGAAAGAACAUGAACACGAAGAAGAGGAAGAGGUACUCUACGAAACCAAGUUCCUCGUCCUGGGAACAGGGUACUACAACUACGAACAACCCCUGGAGACGAUCAUCCCAGGGAUCCAGGAUUUCAAGGGACCUGUCAUUCGACCCCAGCACUGGCCCCAGGAUCUGGACUAUGUCAACAAGAACGUCGUCGUGAUCGGCUCGGGGGCCACCGCCAUCACCCUCGUGCCCAGCAUGGCCGAAGACGCGAGGAAGGUGACCAUGCUACAGCGCAGCCCCAGUUACCUCAUCAGCAUGGCGUCGAGUCAAAGCAUCCUGAUGAGGUGUCUGUGGGCUUUGCUCCCCACCGCGGUCAUGAGUCGAAUCCAGCGCCUCCGGUUCAUGGCCUUUAGCAAUGUCACGUACUUCUUCUGUCAAUGGUUCCCCCGCGCAGCAAAGAGGUUCAUCAAGGCACGCACCAUGGCGCAGUUGCCAGCCAACUACCCCUUUGAGCCGCACUUCAAACCUCGAUACAACCCCUGGGACCAGCGCAUGUGUCUAUGCCCGGAUGGCGACUUCUUUGCGGCCCUGCGGUCCACCAAGGCGGAUAUCGUGACAGAUACCAUCGAGCAGGUGACGGACAACGCAAUCAGGCUGCACAGCGGGAAGACAUUAAGGCCGGACAUUAUCGUCGCCGCGACGGGUCUGAAGCUACUGUUUGCGGGCGGCAUGGCGCUGACCAUUGACGGGCAGCCGCUGGACGCGCCCAGCAAGUUCACGUUCAAGGGAGCCAUGCUGCAAGACGCGCCCAACCUUGCGUUUGUGAUGGGCUACGCGAAUGCGUCCUGGACGCUGGGCGCGGAGGCGACAGCCAUCUUCCUGACGCGGCUCUGGCACGGGAUGAGGAAGAAGGGGAUCCGCGUAGUCACGCCGCGAGGCACGCAUCUCGAGAGGACCACGAUGGAGACCCAGCCGCUUCUGCCGCUGUCGUCCUCGUACGUGCACAAGGGCGCCAAGGACAUGCCAAAGGGGGGCACGGGCGUGUGGGCGCCCAGGCGGAAUUUCGUCAAGGACUUGUUCCUGGCCAGAACGACGGAUCCGCUGCAGGGGCUGGAGGUUCGUUGAUCUUGGAAAGUCGUGUCCUUUUAUGUCGUUUUUGUAUCUCUAUCAUCUUUAGUGCUCCAUGAUUUCUAAAUUUCCUUUUGAGAUAUCAGGACGUCCCAUAGUGAUGUCUCAUGAUCAUACCGAACAGCACCAGAUCAUCCAUCGCAUCGGCCACUGUCGUCUUGACGCUGUCCCCACGCACCACCAUGCCGUACAGUUUCCUCAACUCAAUGGUGUAGGGGUCCUCGUACGUCUUGCGGAUCGU